AUGUUUCAAGCGCUGCAACGACGAUCAACGAAAUUGGGUGCACGGUUACAGCAUGUUAGUAGACAAACACCGAGCACAUUAAGCACCAGAUACUAUGCUGCCUCCAGCAACGAUGGAAAUAACGACAGCAAAAGCAGCAAAAGUAGCGAUUUUGCCGAUCAGGUAGAAGCUAACAAAGAUAAUCCCAUCUCGCGAACGCUAAAACUUCUCGGCAACGAUGCGCAGCGUGUGAAAAAGUUCAUCCUACCGAGCUCCUUUACGAAGAAAAGUUCCUCCAAGGACAGUUCAUCGGAAUCGGUCGAAAAUUAUCUGCAAAGGUAUCGGAGGGAUGACUUUCAAACGCACUGUGACGUUCUGGUUAUCGGUGGUGGUGGCGUAGGCUCAUCCAUUGCCUACUGGCUGAAGAAACGGGCCCGCGAAGGCCUAAACGUGGUAGUGGUGGAAAAGGAUUCAACCUACGCACAAGCUUCUACCUGCCUAUCGGUUGGUGGACUUCGGCAACAAUUUUCCAUCGUCGAAAACAUUCAGAUGAGCCUGUUUGGGGCAGAUUUUAUGCGCAACAGCAAGGACUAUCUUGGCGAGGACGUCGAUUUAAACUUUACUCCACACGGAUACCUACUGCUGGCGAGUGAAGCUGGCGCCGAACAGUUGGAACAAAACUCCAAGCUACAGUGUGCACUCGGUGCGAAAAAUGAGCUUUUAACGGCAAGCCGAUUAAAGCAACGCUUCCCGUGGAUGAACACAGAAGGCAUUGCUCUCGGUUGCCAUGGGCUGGAGAAGGAAGGAUGGUUUGAUCCGUGGGCACUGCUGUCCGGUUUUCGGAAGCGGGCGAUCGAGUACGGUGCCCACUUUGUCGAGGCGGAAAUGGUUGGCUUUGGCUUCCAGCAGCAGCCGGACAUUUUGGCCGAAGGUAUCGAGGAGGGUGCGUACGAAGGUAUUAACCGAGCGUUCGUUAAGAUGAAGGAUGGGGAGAUGCGCGAGAUAAAGUUUGCGAUUGCGAUCAUUGCUGCCGGUGCGCAGUCAGGUGCGAUUGCACGAAUGGCACGGAUUGGCACGGGGAAAGGGAUGCUUUCGAUACCGCUGCCAGUGGAACCGAGAAAGCGGUACGUUUAUGUGUUUCAGUGCGAAGGAGACCAGGGUCCGGGAAUUAAUACACCGCUUACGAUCGAUCCGAGCGGAACGUACUUUAGGCGGGAUGGAUUGGGCGGUCACUAUUUGGGUGGCAAAAGCCCACUGCCCGAGGAGGAACCGGCGGUCGAUAAUUUGGACGUUGAUCAUGGAUUUUUCGAACGGACCGUGUGGCCCAAUUUGGCCCAUUUGGUGCCAAGUUUCGAAGCGAUAAAGAUGAAAAGUGCAUGGGCGGGCUAUUAUGAGUUUAAUACGUUCGAUGAGAAUGGUAUCGUUGGACCGCAUCCGUACUACAACAAUCUGUACAUUGCGACCGGAUUUAGUGGGCAUGGCAUUCAACAAACUCCUGCCGUAGGACGAGCCAUUUCGGAAAUGAUCAUAGACGGUGGGUUCCGGUCAGUGGACUUGACACGCUUCGGGUUUGAUAGGAUCAUCAUCGAUCAACCGAUGUACGAGGCCAACAUUUUCUAGUCACGUGUCAUGUAUGCAAAGCUAUUGAUUGUUAGAAUCAUUGA
Anopheles maculipalpis is the source of this 1643-nucleotide messenger RNA. It is a transcript of the gene l(2)37Bb, whose product is annotated as FAD-dependent oxidoreductase domain-containing protein 1. The coding region runs from base 1 to 1599 and encodes 532 amino acids. The record is from RefSeq and is a predicted model, not a curated record. Gene Ontology annotation, molecular function: oxidoreductase activity. Gene Ontology annotation, cellular component: cytoplasm. The transcript is spliced from 2 exons. Lineage: Eukaryota; Metazoa; Arthropoda; Insecta; Diptera; Culicidae.